ACAACUUCCUGUUUAACGGUUAGCGUAAAUUCAGUUUAACGGCAGAAAGUUGUAACGGAGCUUAUAAAAAGGUAUUUUAUUAGCUGCCCCCUUUAUAGCGGCACAAGUUUACAGACGGUGUUUUGUAGAGAACUGGAGAUGUUGCUGUGGGUCGUUCUUGUCCUGGAUUUGGGGGUUUCUGCCGUGACGUUACCAGAAAUCACGGAUGAGAAAUUCAUCGCCGAGUGUGUGGAGGAGCACAACAAAGCCCGCUCAGCUGUCAUACCACCUGCAAACAACAUGCUGUACAUGUCGUGGGAUGAGGCGUUGGCCAUAACCGCCAGAGCGUGGGCGAACCAUUGUAAUGACCGACACAAUGUCCACCUAAGGGAGGCUCAUAAAAUGCACCCCACGUUUGCCUCCGUGGGAGAGAACAUCUGGACGGGCCCACUGGAUAAGUUCAGUGUAAAGAGUGCCAUUCAAAAGUGGGUGGAUGAAGAAAACCAUUACAGCUACAAGGGAGACAGAUGCACAUCUGUCUGCAGCUACUACAGACAGGUUGUGUGGGCACAAAGCUACAAGAUUGGCUGCGCUGUUGUGCAUUGUCCACAAGGUAUCAAAAACUUUGACGGUCUUCAGGGUGCCAUUUUCGUAUGCAACUACGCCCCAGGUGGAGAUAUCGAUGGAAUUCAUCCUUAUGCAACUACUGGAAAUCCAUGUUCUGGAUGCCAAGGCGAAUGUGACAACAAAUUGUGUCGUAAUCUACAACGAGAGUCCAGAAAACGUUACAACUGGGCUCCAGGCUGGGACACUGCUACACCUAAAAGCAGCGCUGCACCUACCAACACUUUUCUGGAUAUCCUGAUCGUGCGGCCCAUCGGCGUCAUCUUGACGUGCAUUGCUGCAUACGUAGUUCAUUACUUUUACCCCAAUCUCUUCUGUUAUGAGUAGUAUUUUGGUCUGAUGGGAGACCCAGAUGGAUGUCGUCCCACAAUGACCUCCAAAUGUACYAGUGGAGUAUGCAAAUGAUAUUGCCAAGCAACACAAUUUUAGAGCACAUCUCUAUUAUCCCAACAACAUGUUACAACAUUAUAUUUGUGAUUUUUCUGUGGAUGACACUUGUACAGACAAAAUCUACCAUACAAUAGCACUUUGAAGUGUUUGACCUAAAUCUGAAUCCCCUUUAACUACCAGUGCUGCUACAUUCAGAUGUGACAAUCAGUUUGGUUCUGAACAUUGAAAGCUGCUGGUGGUGGUACAAUGGAGUGAGGAAUUUUCUUGGAAUACUGAUAAGAUAGCAACUGUAUGGCAAUAAAAAUCACAAUCUCAAAGGAA
This is a messenger RNA of Poecilia reticulata (guppy), 1314 nucleotides long. NCBI's taxonomy places the organism in Eukaryota, Metazoa, Chordata, Actinopteri, Cyprinodontiformes, Poeciliidae. The record is from RefSeq and is a predicted model, not a curated record.